Molecule: messenger RNA, 1750 nt
Organism: Periophthalmus magnuspinnatus
Lineage: Eukaryota; Metazoa; Chordata; Actinopteri; Gobiiformes; Gobiidae
Product: myosin phosphatase Rho-interacting protein-like
Exons: 11
Coding region: 263-1729 (488 amino acids)
Biological process (GO): actin filament organization; positive regulation of substrate adhesion-dependent cell spreading
Cellular component (GO): actin cytoskeleton
Molecular function (GO): actin filament binding
Source: RefSeq, a predicted model, not a curated record
UGUUUUUCAUUUUCUCCUUUCAGAUCGUUUUUAUCUAAAGGGGUGGAUAUCUGUUCUUGACGAGCACGGAAAGUGGAGGAAACACUGGUUUGUCUUAGGGAAAUCUUCAGUGAGAUACUACAGAGACUCUGAAGCUGAGGAGUCUGAUGAUCCAGAGGGAGAGAUCGACUUGAGGUCCUGCUUGGAUGUGUCAGACUGCGACGUGGAGAAAAACUAUGGCUUCCAGUUGCAAACAAAGAGAGCAGUGUUCACUCUCUCUGCCAUGACCUCUAGGAUACGACGGAACUGGGUUAAGUUACUAAAGCAGGCCAUCCAGAACAAAUCACACCAAUCAGAGUCCGGCAGCGAGAAAGAGAACCCCCUCUCGCAGCGACGGUCGUCAUGCCAACCCUCCGCUCAGUUCGCGGGGAAGGAGUCCAGACGUGAACCUGCUGCCGUGCACUCCCACCAGGAGCUGUCCCAAAGAGAAGAGGGCGAGGGCUGGGAUCGGGAACAAGCCAAACGAUUGGAGGAGAGGAACAGGUGGUUUGAGGAGGGACUUUCCUUUAAUGAAAUGUGCAGCAGGUGGGACUCCAUGGAGCUGAAAAAGGGGAGUGUACCUAUACCUGUAAUUGACACCAUUGACACAGAGGUCAACAGGAAAUGGUCAGAAUUUGAAAGGCUAUCAUUUCGGGACAUGACUGCACAGUCUCUUAUUGGAAAUGGGACCUCGAACUCACAGCAAUCACCCGACUGUCCCAGUGACCCCCGGACUCUUCAGUUUACCCAUGAAGAGCGUGUUGAAACUUUCUCUGCUGCAGAAACAACAAAUAACUACAUUUCAAACACCUUUUCGGUGACAAACGGGGCUCAAAACAGUCAGACGAGCACAACAGACGCCCUGCAAAAGGAGGCCAUCUCUCUUCGAAAGCAGGUGGAAAGUGUUAAAAAGGAGCAUGUGACUUUGGGAGUAGAAGUAGACAGUCCUUGUGGCCCCGGAGCCCCUUGUAGAGCCAAACUGGAAGCCAUGUUAACGGCUCAUCAGAGGGAAUUACAAGAGCUGCAAGAGAGACAUGACGAGGAAAUCAGAGAGCUGAAGGAGCAGAGGGACAGAAUGCUUCAAGAAGAAAGUCACGCAGCUGCUAAAGCUAUGGAGAAAUUAAAAGCAACACACUUAGAAGAAAUGGAGCGAGAGCUGAAAAAGGCCCAGGGCUCAGGAACAGCAGCUCUGGAGUCAAUGCAGAAAGUGUCACAAGUCUAUGCAUUACACAGCGAGUUGGAUGCACUCUCUGGGGACUAUUCCCAAAAGUGCCUGGAGCUGAACCACUCUGAGAUCAAUGGCAAAAGCAGAGAGACUGAACUGAGGCGCAAAGAGAGGGAGCUCGAGCAACUGAGGAGAGAGAAUCAGGAGUUAAAAGCCAGACUGGCCGAAGAGAUCAGCCGGAUGCGUUGUUUCAUUACAGGCCAGAAUUCAGAGAAGUCAGACGGCAGCAGUGGUGAAAAAUGUCCACAAAUAGAGAUUGCUCUAAAAGCUAAAGAAAAUGAAGUGCUGUGUCUCCGAAAAGAGAUCAGCUGCCUGCAAAGUGAAGUCCAAUCUCUUACAAAGGAAAAAGAGGAAGCUUACGAGCGCUACAAGAGCCUCUACGCACAGCUGACUGACACACAGGGACGCAGCCAACUGGAGAAGAACUCUCUCACGACACAACUACGACUCGCAAACGCCGCACUGCAGGAGGAACAAAAAAACUAAAAUGUGUUUCCCCAUCACGAG